ACUUUUCAUAAGAUAACACUGGAGUGUAGCAACACGUGGGACGAGCGGCCGGUGCGGUGGACGGGCGACAGUCCGGUCGAGACCAUCAAUGGUGUGAACCUAUCGGUGCUGAUCGACAGUCCGGUGCCGUCAGACCUAUUAUUAGCCCAAUUGACAAUAGAUAGGGACUGCGGUUACCCAGACGUGCCAAUUGACGGCAAUUAUAGCCUACAUGGUCUCAAUGUUGUCUACGGGUGCAUAUCAGGUGCCCUACGAGGCAAACAUAAUUUAGCAUGUUUAAAUAAUGGUCAGUGGGCACAGCAGUCAGCUCCCCGAUGCUGUUUAUCUAAUAGUUGUGCAUUAAUCGAUAAGAGUGGAGAUAACGACGGCUCGACUGUAACCGUAGUAAUGAUUACAUUGCUAUCUAUGGCUGUCAUCGGUAUAUCUGUGGUAUCGGCGCUGCUCUUCGUGAGGGCCCGUAAACGA
Molecule: messenger RNA, 465 nt
Organism: Medioppia subpectinata
Lineage: Eukaryota; Metazoa; Arthropoda; Arachnida; Sarcoptiformes; Oppiidae
Source: the annotation of a GenBank genome assembly